This is a messenger RNA of Coffea eugenioides, 2400 nucleotides long. RefSeq names its product tricalbin-3-like. The transcript is spliced from 10 exons. Lineage: Eukaryota; Viridiplantae; Streptophyta; Magnoliopsida; Gentianales; Rubiaceae. The record is from RefSeq and is a predicted model, not a curated record. Gene Ontology annotation, molecular function: lipid binding. Bases 1 to 1923 code for a protein of 640 amino acids.
AUGGCACUGGUGGAUGUGGCGGUCGGCGGUGGAGUUGAUGGUAGACUGAGUCAUCAUAAUUUGAGGGCUAAAGAUGUCGUGAGUCCAGCAGCAAAAGGGACUAGAACCAUUGUACUGAAAAGAUUGUCUGAUGAGAAUGAAUUGAAGGAUUCUUCAGCGUCUUCAUCUAGAAAUGUUAUUAGUAGCAUAAGUACUAGUAGUAGUAGUAGUAACAAUUUUGUCGGGUUUGAGGAAGACCCUCUUGUAGAUAAGUUGAGGACUCAAUUGGGAGUAAUUCAUCCACUUCCAUCACCGCCGAUAAAUCGGCAUAUUGUGGGGUUAUUUGUGUUCUUUUUCUUUGUAGGAGUAGCGUUUGAUAAAUUGUGGACUUCAAGAAAGAGGAAUAAUAGUAGUAGAAAUGGUGGUAAGUUGGGUGGGGAUAUGUGGAGGUCAUCAGUGCAGGUGCCAACAAGCCUUUCGACGUUUUUGGAAAAGGAUUUGCAGAGGAAAGAAUCAGUUGAGUGGGUAAAUAUGGUGUUAGGGAAGUUGUGGAAGGUUUAUAGAGGUGGGUUUGAGAAUUGGAUCAUUGGUUUGUUGCAACCUGUUAUUGAUAAUCUGAAAAAGCCUGACUACGUUCAGAGGGUUGAGAUAAAGCAGUUCUCCCUCGGGGAUGAGCCAUUGUCUGUUAGGAGUGUUGAAAGGAGGACUUCGCGCCGUGUCAAUGAUUUGCAGUACCAGGUUGGACUUCGUUACACUGGUGGUGCUCGUAUGCUGUUAUUACUAUCACUGAAUUUCAGCCUUGUUCCCAUUUCUGUGCCUGUUGGUAUUCGGGAUUUUGACAUUGAUGGGGAACUGUGGGUGAAACUGAGAUUAAUACCAACAGUGCCCUGGGUGGGAGCAGUUUCUUGGGCAUUUGUUUCUCUUCCAAAGAUAAAAUUUGAACUAUCACCAUUUCGCUUGUUCAAUCUGAUGGCCAUUCCUGUCCUCUCCAUGUUUCUGAGAAAACUUCUUACUGAGGAUCUACCCAAGCUAUUUGUUCGUCCAAGGAAGAUCGUUUUGGAUUUUGAGACAGGGAAAGCAGUUGGCCCUGUUCCAAAUGAUAUCAAGUCUGGAGAAGUUCAAGAAGGAAAUAAGGACUUUGCAGGAGAAUUAUCAGUGACUCUUGUAGAUGCAAGAAAACUUUCAUAUUUUUUCUAUGGCAAAACAGAUCCAUAUGUUAUAAUAUACCUAGGUGAUCAAGUGAUACGCAGUAAAAAGAACAGUCAAACUACAGUCAUUGGACCUCCUGGUGAACCUAUAUGGAAUCAGGAUUUUCACUUGCUAGUUGAGAACCCUAGGAAACAGAAGUUAUACAUUGAAGUAAAGGAUUCCCUUGGUUUUGCUGAUCUCACAAUCGGUACAGCAGAGGUUGAUCUUGGAUCUCUAGAAGAUACUAUACCUAAAGAUAGAAUUUUGGUCCUCCGAGGUGGAUGGAGACAGUUUGGAAGGGGAUCUGCUGGCGAACUCCUUGUGAGGUUAACCUAUAAAGCAUAUGUUGAGGAUGAAGAAGAUGAAAGAACUGAGGCUAAGUUAAAGGAUGGAGAUGCUUUGGAUGAUGAUAUAUCUGACAUUGAUGAACUAGAUGCUAUGUAUGAGCAGAAUGGACUGGAUUCAUCAAGCGCAACUGAUAAAGAAUCAUUUAUGGAUGUUUUAGCAGCGUUAAUUGUCAGCGAAGAAUUUCAAGGGAUAGUUGCAUCUGAAAAUGGAUUUAAUAAAUCUUUUGAUAAUUCAAAAAAUGGAUCCAGCUCUAGAUUGGCAGGGACUACAAUUGGUUCUGUUCGCCCAAAUUCUGAUAGUGGUUCUAGAAGCUCUGGAGGAUCAGCUUUACUUUGGUUAGCUGCUGUUACGAGUGUUGCUGUCCUAAUUGCUAUCAAUGUGGGUGGUUCGGGCUUUUUCAAUCCUUGAUAUCAUUGGGUCAACCCAGGAAAAAUAUUUUCAGCUUCUUUAGGUCCAGCUACCAUGUAAAUCUCCCCUUGUAUUCUUGUUGACAAAGCCUGCAGUUGCGUCAAUGUUCAAGUGGUUACUGUGCCAAUCUAAAUUGCGGGGCUGGCAAAGUUUCUUUUUGAAUAAAGAGAGGAUUGGUGCAGCUUGUAGGCUGAUUUUUACUUUAACCUUUGUGUCUUCUGAUUCAUUUCUAAGAUCAUUGACUUGAGGAAGAGAGAUGUUCUUUUGGCGGCAAUUAUGGAAAUAAACUUCUAUGUUUUUUUUUUCCCCUAUUAUAGCUUAUAUUUCUUUCAUCUUUUUGAAAAUUUCUGUUGUACAUAUGAUAUGACUGCUUAUAGAAGAACAUCUAGCUGCUGCCCUUCUUACCUUGCCAUUUGAAUGAAAAAAUAUGUACAUCAUUGAUUUAUCUCAAAUGCAAGAAUUGCAAUUUUACCAAGA